UUAGUUGUGCCUCCAACUUGCAGAAUAAAGCAGUCAGUCGACAACUUGUGAUGAACUCAAUGGCCACGGAAUGAAAUGACGUCCAAGGACUGGAUUCAUUUUACUUUAGUAUUCUAAUUCCAGUUAAUGUCCUGGCAUUCUUUUGUGCAGUCGUAUCGUACCUAAUGUCGAGUCUUUAAAGUAGGUGAAAAAGUCACCUCGCAGCACCCUUGCGAUCACACUCGCCGAGCAACUGCAGGGGGAUUAAAUGAAAGCACAUGAUGUAGCCACCAUGUGAUCAGUCGGACAAUCGGGUGAAGCGGACUCCUUUUUUUUUUUUUUACUUUCUGCCCCCUUUUCCUUCUUCGUGCCUGUUUGAAGGAAGCCGGGGCCGCCUGUGUGGGUUUCCGAGUCCGUCAUGGCGUCACCGCGGCUGGAGACGUUCUGCUGCUCGAACCGGGACGCGGCCACCGAGCUGGUGGUCACCUUCCAGCCGUUGCUGUUCGGAAUCGUGACGGUGGCCAGCGCGGCCACGAGCGUUCUGUUGACCGUGCUGCAGCUCCUGCCCAAGAAGAAAGGCUACAGGAGGCUCGGCCACUACCCGCUGCCCAGACCCGCGUCUUCAUCGCGGAUACUCUUCAUCAUCAGCCUGUGUGACAUUUUGGGAUGCACGGGCAUCAUUUUGAGGUCUUCUCUGUGGGUGGGCCUACCCAACACGGUGGAACAGAUCUCCGAGGCCAACAGCACCGAACUUUGGCCGGACGUCUUUUGCCUCGGCAGUGCGAUGUGGAUCCAAUUGUUCUACAGCGCUUCGUUCUGGUGGACGUUUUGCUACGCUGUCGACGUCUUCCUGGUGGUCAAGACAUCUGCUGGAAUUAGCACCAUUAUCCUGUACCACAUGAUCACAUGGGGUCUGGCUUUGCUGCUGUGUAUUGAGGGCGUGGCCAUGCUCUACUACCCCUCCAUUUCCAACUGUGAACAAGGCUUCCAGCACGCUAUCCCUCACUACGUCACCACGUACGCACCCAUGCUAUUGGUCUUCAUAGCCAACCCAAUCUUCUUCAACCGGACCGCAUCCGCAGUGACAUCGUUGCUAAAAGGACGUCAAGGAAUCUACACAGAAAACGAGCGGCGGCUGGCUAGCGCCAUAAAAAUACGAUUCUUUAAAAUCAUGCUGGUGUUCUUUAUAUGCUGGAUUCCCAACAUCAUCAACGAGUGCCUCCUCUUCUACCUGGAGAUGCAGGGGAACAUCGAUGACAGCACCCUCAGGAAUAUCAGAAAUGCUGCCCUCAUCACGUGGUUUAUUAUGGGGAUACUGAACCCCAUGCAGGCCUUCCUCAACACGCUGGCCUUUCACGGCUGGACGGGUUUCGACGUGGACGUGAGCCCGCGCGGGCGGCGGGAAAUGGCCUGGGAGUCGGCCUCCACCUCAGUGGCCAACCCAGAGAGGCACAACACCAUGGUGGGCACGGCCCUGCUCUACCAGAGUCACGUGCAGGAGGCCAAGAAAAACAUGAAUGGCAACGGGCAGCUGCCGUCCGACGCCAUCAGCGUCCUCUCAGAAGGUUCAGAAUCUAGCACAGUUGAAAUCCACAUAUCCAGCGAACUCCCAGACUAUGGCGAUAUAGAUGCUGAUGAAGAAUCCUUGGGGACGUCAGGGAAGCACUAGCCAACAUCCCUUCGUACUUAACUAUUGCUGGUAAAAAUAAAAAAAAAACACAAAAAAGGGGGGAAAAACUGUAGAACUCUUUAGUCUGUAGACACAUCUCAUUUUCUAAUUCCCUUGUGUGGCAAAAUGUGUUUUGUGAUGUGACGUGACUAUAUUGCCCCUCCCAAUCUUGUAUUUUUGCACUUUUAUUAUUAAAUAUCAAUCCUAGUUCUUACUUUUCUAGUGGUGACUAAAGUUUGUUGUGCAAAGGCAUGGCCAAGUUCUAAUGGUACCAUGUUGGUAUUUUUUACAAUUCUUUUUUGACAUUCUAAUAUAAAAAAAAAUUACAAUAAUAUUAGAAUGUUGAAAUGUAAAUGUCACAGGGACAUUUGAACCCUUUCAUGCACCCUGUAUUCUGAUAAAAUGAUACACUGUCCACUGGAGUAACCGCUGUCCCCGAAAGGGUUAAACUACACUGUAAAAAAAAAAAAAAAAAAGUUGCAGUGAACUCAAAAUGUUAAGGCAACAAACUUUACAAUUGUAAGUGGGGCAAUUCAAAAAGAUAUUUUAAGUUUUGAUCAUGUGAAAAUUGGUUUUCUCACAUCAUUGUGCCGACACUGUGCCAUAAAUGUCAAUAAUUUAUCUUCUAAAGUUGUUCCAAUUUAAAUGAUAAGAUUAGGACUAAAAUAAUACAAGUUAAGUUUUGCAGUGUAUGAAUGAAGUCUAAUACAGCAAAAUAAAGAAAAUAAAUAUUUGAAUCAUGGUAAAAUUAUCAAAUAAACAUUGUGAGAAUAAAAGGAGAAAAAAAACCUUUGCAUGAACAAAAAUAUACAAGAAUAAAAACAAUUGUUUUUACAAUGUUUCAAGGAGUGAAAAAAGUCAAAUUGCCAGACAAACCAAUUUCAUUUUUGAAUUGUCGUGAAGAUAAAAUUGUAGUCUGCAAGAAAAACUUGAUUUUCGAGAAAUAUGCAAUUGUAUAAAGUGGAAAGAAAUCAUGAGUUCCGACGUUCCUGUGAAGUGAAAAUGAAUGCAUUUUUACAUACCACAGAUAAAUGCUGUUAACCUGCCAAAUUUGGAAGGAAAAUAUUUUACAAAGAUCAACUUUAUAAAAUGAGGCUUGAAAAUGGU
Messenger RNA from Hippocampus zosterae (dwarf seahorse), 2755 nucleotides. RefSeq names its product G protein-coupled receptor 143 (gene gpr143). Bases 398 to 1648 code for a protein of 416 amino acids. Gene Ontology annotation, molecular function: L-tyrosine binding; dopamine binding; L-DOPA receptor activity. The transcript is spliced from 9 exons. Gene Ontology annotation, cellular component: melanosome membrane; plasma membrane. The record is from RefSeq and is a predicted model, not a curated record. NCBI's taxonomy places the organism in Eukaryota, Metazoa, Chordata, Actinopteri, Syngnathiformes, Syngnathidae. Gene Ontology annotation, biological process: regulation of calcium-mediated signaling; melanosome organization; G protein-coupled receptor signaling pathway.